Dermatophagoides pteronyssinus (European house dust mite) is the source of this 1637-nucleotide messenger RNA. RefSeq names its product protein arginine methyltransferase NDUFAF7, mitochondrial. Gene Ontology annotation, molecular function: protein-arginine omega-N symmetric methyltransferase activity. Gene Ontology annotation, cellular component: mitochondrion. Gene Ontology annotation, biological process: mitochondrial respiratory chain complex I assembly. Lineage: Eukaryota; Metazoa; Arthropoda; Arachnida; Sarcoptiformes; Pyroglyphidae. The record is from RefSeq and is a predicted model, not a curated record.
UUUUUGAGUUAUUCCAAGAAUCCUGUGUAUAUGAAUCACAUGUGAUUCCUGAAUACCGAUCAACAUAAUGUUUUUCAAAACAAAUUGGUUACCAAGAUUAACAUCGCGUAAUUGUUUGUUAUAUAAAUCAUUAUUUAUUAAGAAUUCUUUUAUUCGAUCAUCAUCAUCACAAUCAAAUCACAAUGAAUCUAAUAAUGAAUCAUUAUUACUUAAAGAGAUUGUUAAACAAAUUCAAUUUACCGGGCCAUUAACCGUUAAUGAUUAUAUGCGUUUAGCAUUAACACAUCCAAAAUAUGGUUUCUAUAUGCGUCAAGAUGUUUUUGGUGAAAAAGGACAUUUUAUUACAUCUCCGGAAAUAUCGCAAAUAUUUGGUGAGCUAAUUGCUAUAUGGAUAAUGUAUCAAUGGCAACAAUAUUCAAAUGCUCGACAAUUAGAUAUUAUUGAAUUAGGACCAGGACGUGGUACAUUAUCUGCAGAUAUUGCCCGUUCAAUGGCACAAUUUAAUCAGACACGUCAAUCAUUAAAUGAUUUUCAUUUACAUUUGAUUGAAAUUUCACCAUUUCUUCAAUCGAUUCAACAUCGAAAUCUUUGUGAUAAUGAAAAGUAUAUCAUUGAUAAUAAUAAUCGGAAAUCAUCGAAAACCAAAUAUGGUCAAUCGAUUCAUUGGUAUCAAUCAAUCGAUCAAUUGAAUCAAUCAAAACGACAAUCGAAUCGUUUUCCAAUAUUCAUUGCCAAUGAAUUUUUCGAUGCAUUUCCUAUACAUAAAUUUAUUAAAAAUUCAAAACAACAAAAAUGGAAUGAACUAUUAAUUGAUUAUGAUGAACAAAAUCGACGAUUACGUUGGAUACAGGCACGAAAUGAAACACCGAUGAUAAAAUUAUUAUCAUUAAAUGGUCAUUUUGAUCGUUAUUCAUCAUCAAAUGUUGAACAUAUUGAAUAUAGUCCAACUAUAUUUGUAACUAUCGAUAAAAUUAUUGAUUAUAUUGAACAACAAUCAAUAGAAAAUGAUAAUAAUGAUGAUAUAUCUGGCUGUAUUUUAAUAUGUGAUUAUGGUUUUGAUGAUGAUAAUAAGGAUAAUCAUCAAAAAGAUCGUGAUACAUUUCGUGCAUAUUAUCAACAUAAACAAUGUGAUCCAUUAUUGAAUCCAGGUAUGGCUGAUUUAACAGCUGAUGUUGAUUUUGCCUCUAUUCGCCAUCAUGUUUUAAAUCGACCAAAACGGAUGAUGAACAAAAUGAUACAUUGUUUCGGUGCAAUUGAACAGCGGCAAUUUCUUUCGCAAAUGGGAAUUGGAUUUCGUUUAAAACAACUGUUACAACAACAACAAUCAUUCAAUAACAAUCAACAUCCGGAUAAUAAAAAUUAUUCCAACAUACAAAAAGAAUUAAUUAGCUCUGCACGAAUAUUAAUGGAUGAAAUGGAAAUGGGAAUUAGAUUUAAAUUUAUGGCCAUUUUUAUCGGUAACGAAAAGAUAAAAAUUGAAAAACCGGUCGGAUUUUUGGCCAACGAAUGAAUUGAAUUGAAUUUGAUUUCAUGUUGUGUGUGUGAAUAACUGAGCGAAGCUCAAAACACAUCACCAUUGUUGAUUUAAGUCUAUUCAAUUUUUUUUUGUCAUUCAAAUAAUAAAUAUUUCUGAAUAA